AAGUUCAUCCAUGUUGUAACAUAUAUCAGUACUUCAUUCCUUUUUAUGGUUGAAUAAUAUUCCACUGUAUGGAGAGACCAUAUUUUGCUUACCCAGUCAUCUGUUGAGGGACAGGUGUGUGUAUUUUAACAGAAAGAUAGCCUUUAUCCUCAAGGAAUGAAUCUCUAUGGUGGGAUUUCAAGCAUAACAUCAAACUGGAGAUAAGAGAGUUGGGAGCAAGGGCCUUUCUCAGAAGUUUCAAGUCACAAUUUAGAAAUCACUUAUUCUGUGACUAGCUCUGUGGGAGUGGCAAUGAGGCAGGAUGUCUAAUGGUACAUGCUCCCCACAGGUGUCAAGGCUUCCAAACCACUUCUGCCUGGUAGGGAGGUUACUACAGGACAGCAUCUGGCAGGCUCUUGGAAUCAAAGCUUACAUCUCAGGCUACUCACCCCCCGUUUCACUGGGGGAGGACAUGUCAUAAGAAUAACUAGGUUUCCACACACGGGCUGUUUGCACAAGCAUAAAGGAAGGGAGGAUCUGAGUGAUCCCCUGGAUAAUUUAAUCCCCACAUCAGCCCAAUUGCUGUCUUGGGUUCUCUCCAUAACAUAUAUACACACAUAGAAUUAAUUAUGCAACUUUUAAUAAUGCACCAAAUAGGUCUUCUUAAAGGUAGUUAAAUCAGUCCAGUUUGAAAACAUUUGGCUGGGCCAAGCUUUCUUUGUGAGGCUAAGUACUGUAGUGGUUCAGAACAAAGGCUUUAGAAUCAGGUAGACCUACAUUCAAAUAGUGCCUCUGCUACCAUUAGCUCUGGGAAUUUAAACAGGAGAUACAACCUCAAUUUCUUCACCUGUAAACUGGGAACAGUAGUUAACAGUACCAAACUCAGUGGAUUCUUACAAACAUACGUGAAGAACGCAGCAUGGUGCCUAGGAGAAGCAAUUUUUAAUGUUAUUAUUAAAAAUCACCAUCGUCAACGUUUACUGGGAUUUUAUGAAAGGACAGACUAAGGGUCGCAACUGCCAACUCUACGUUAUUCGAUACAAUUAAACCAUGAGCUUAAAUGGUUCAAAUUUAUCCCAUCAUCUUACAUUCCUAUAGAUUUCAUCCAGUAGCUGAAUUUGGGGGAGGAAAAGAAAAAGGACCCACAGAAAAUUUUCCCAGUUGAAGACAUUUUUAUUUUGGUACCCACCUGAGUCCCUGGCAGGAUGGGCCUGUCCUCCGCGGGGGCAAUGGGGUGUUUGGGAGAGGAUGGGGGCCCUGCCCUGAGGGGGCAGCUGGGGGAUGAGGCAAAGGGCUGUGUGACAGUGAUAGGUCACAAUGGGCAUCAGAGGAUAAAUAGGCUGUGCCAGGGGGUUAGGCUGAGAAAGUGGUUACUUCUCUCACUAGGACUGAAGUUCACAGCCUCUUGGGGAGAUAAAAACCCAGAAGCAGAAGUGAGGUGAGGCAGACGGGGAGCCUACCAUACCUCUCUACAACUUGAAGAGAUUUAGCCUGGGGUCCAGGCGCCCUACAGCGUCCCCGCUGUGGUCAUCUGUGCCCCUCCCCACACCCCUGCCUCUGGGAGACCCUGAGGCAAAGGUGGGGGCCGGUGGGGUGGGCUUGGAAGACCUGCCGUAGGGCUGCUUGUGUGACGCAGGAGCACCGCAGCUCGCUCUUCUGCCAACGAAGCCGAGGGAGGGAAGAGCCAGGGGCCUGCCUUAACCGCGCUGCCUGUCGUGAUCAAAGACAGCCAUGACUGGGGACUCUCUGCUCCCGUAUCACACGGCCCAGAGCAGCACCGGGGUGGGCCUGUUCAACACCACCAUGGGGAAGCUGCAGCAGCAACUGCACAAGGGCGAAUACGACAUAUUCAGGUACGCACCGAUAUUCGAGAGCGACUUUAUCCAGAUCACGAAGAGGGGAGACGUGAUCGACGUGCACAACUGUGUCUGCAUGGUGACCGUGGGCAUCGCAUCCAGCAGCCCCGUCCUCCCGCUCCCAGACAUCAUGCUGCUGGCCCGAUGGGCCACCGGCUGUGAAGAGCACGCUGAGCGCACCCAGGCCACCAAGGGGAAGAGCCACAAGGCUGCAAAGACCUUAGAGCUCACCAGGCUCCUUCCCUUGAAGUUCGUGAGGAUCUCCACUCACGAUCGUGAGAAACAACAGCUGCGCGUGAAGUUUGCCACUGGCCGCUCCUGCUACCUGCAGCUGUGUCCCCCUCUGGACGCGCAGGAAGACCUCUUUGCCUACUGGGAAAAGCUGAUUUACCUCCUGCGACCACCAGUGGACAGUCACAGCAGCACCUAUGCCAUUCCAGCCGGGGACAUGAUCGGCAUGCCUGUGUUCGAGGAGGAGGACGGGCGGAGCCUGGCAGGGGAGGAUUUCCAAGGAGAGUGGGAUCAGGACCAGGUCAGCAUCAGGAGCCUCCACAUGCGCUCUGAGGUGGCCGGGGCCACGUCUGCAGCGUUUGCUGGGGGGGAGGGGAUCCAACUGGACUCCCACAAGCCCGGUACCGUGCCCGAUGUGGCCACUGCAAAAGCAAAGCCUACGGUGCUUGACAAAGAGUCAGCAUUGGGGGCAACGACAAAGGUGGAGACAGCAUGGGUGGCAGGAGGCACCGCAGCGGGUGCUUUGAGCGUGGCAGUGAUCAAGUCUCCUGCCCAUGAAGAGCAGAGCACCGCCACGGCGGCCACAGCCAGCGACGGUCCAGGAGGAAGCAAAACCAAUAUAGCCACUGGGGGCACUGCCGGAACAUCCCUGAGGAGCAGGAAAACGGCCCUGGCAGGUGCUGCGGACAAUUCACAGUACGCUUCCAGCACGUCCACCAGCCUCUCCCCAGAGGCCGGCAGGACUGCGGUCGGAGCAGAACCUACCAGCGAGACUGUCAGAGGAAGAGCCGACAAGGAGGACGAGGGGACCCUCAUCUCAACCUUGCCACAGGAAGGCCAAGUGAGUGAACAGGAUGGCAGCUCACAGAGGGUGUCCCAGGCCCGCAAGGGAAGAAGGGAGAGCAGGGAGCAGUGGGAAGAGGAGAGAGCUCUUAGGAGCCCCUCGCUCUGCAGUUCAGUGGAAAGCCACCACAAGGCAGCGGGGAACAAGAUAAUCCAAAAAGCAGCUGGCCGGUGCUCAGGCGGCCGUAGAGCCAGUAGAGACGACCAGAAGGAGAAAGGCCACGGCAGCCCGGGGGGCAGCGAGCAGGGCACUGGUCACAAAGGCGUCAGCCGUGCUCCCAUCACCAACGAGCCCAGGACCUCGCACAAACCGGGCAGGAGCUUAUCUACAGCGAGUUCAGGUUCCGCCACCAAGAGAUUCAGCAGGAUCAGCUCCUUCUUCAGGAAUAUCAGAGCCAAUCUUACUAGAAAGACAGCGGGCUCAUCACGCGAUAAAGGUGUGAACAUCCUGGCGAAGGCAGUGGAAGGGACCCGAAUGGAGGCCAUCAUAGAGACAGCAGAGAGUGGCCAGGGGCUGGAAAUCACUGGUGGUGUGACAUCUGAGGCCAUGGAGCCAGUGACCAUUGAAGCCCACCCAUCAACAGGACCUAGAGCUGGAAGCUGCAAAGGGGACCAGGGCUCAGCGAAAUACCCCUGGAGAGCCCAUUUCAGCUUCCUUACUGCAAUUUAAAUAAAGAACCAUACAAUCUGAGAAUGCAUGCAGUGUUCUCUCUGAAUUUCUAGGUCCUGAAGCCCAGCCGUAGCCUCACAGUGGAUUCUGUGAUGUCAGCUGUGCCACAGUCUGAGACCCAGUGUCCAGUCAAGGGCAGCCCCACCUCACACACAUGCUCAGCGCCAACAGCAGUGCUCCACCUGGCCUCCACUCCUUUCUGGCUUUGCCCCCCGGGGCCAUGGCUGGAAGUCAGACUAUGGCCUAGGAAGCUCUCCUUCACUAUCCCCCUAUUCUUUUUAUAAACGCUUAUUCCCCCUGAAGGUCUGUAAACAAAGCAAGAGCAGGACCCUGUCCCCUCGGGCUAUUCAGUGGACAGAAACACGGGCAGCAGUACUGGCUAGCAAUCAGAACAGCAGGCGCUCUCAUCUAGACUUAGCCGUCCCCUUCCCAGGUAUAUACCCUGGAGAAACACACAUGUUCUAAGAAACAACUAUGAGAAUGUUUAUAGCAAAAAUAACUUAACAGCAGAAUGCUGGAAACAGCCCAAAUGUCCAUCAACAGAAUUAAUACAGCAGGAUAUGAAGAGAGUGGAAUACUCAAUAGUGAAAGAUAAAUGAGCUACACACAUUAGUAUAGAUCGACUUCUCAUGACUUUUAAAAACAUCAAAAGAAUGGGAUACAAUUCCACUCACGGAACCAUUCUGAAACAAGCUCAAACAAUGUAUUGCAUAGGGUAUAUGUUUAAAAAAAACUGUAGCUAAAAAUGAGGGAAGAGUAAACACAAAAUUCAGGACAGUUUUCUCUAGGGUGGAAAGGCUAGGUCAAGGAGGUUGACACAAGGCUGUUAGUGCUGCUGGGAAUUGUUCUGUCUCUUAAGCAAGAUGGUAGGUACACAGGUGUUGUAUUUUUCACAUUUUACUAACUCUGAAAUGAGGAUGGUCCUACAAUCGCCGUGGCAGUUGUGAUGAAGUUAUUGCCAAUGCCUUUCUCUUUUUUUCACUUUUUUUUUUCACUUUUAUGUAUGCACAAAAGUGAUGUCAGAAAGGCUCGGCAUCUUUAAAUUACAUUUAUUUAAGGUAAAGUACAAGAACACUUGUUUUU
Molecule: messenger RNA, 4662 nt
Organism: Balaenoptera musculus (blue whale)
Lineage: Eukaryota; Metazoa; Chordata; Mammalia; Artiodactyla; Balaenopteridae
Gene: GARIN4
Product: family with sequence similarity 71 member A
Exons: 1
Coding region: 1711-3579 (622 amino acids)
Cellular component (GO): nucleus
Source: RefSeq, a predicted model, not a curated record